UCAGAGUUUAAGUUCUCAUGUCACAGAGAGUCUGAACUGUUUUCAUGCACUCACACUGAAAACUGCAUCAGGAUGAUGUUUCCAGUAACUCUGCUGAUCGUGUUGGGUUUUCUCAGUCAGGAGUCUUCUGCCAACAACUUUCUGACUCAGACUGACAAAUCCAAGUCUGUUAGUCUUGGAGGGACUGUGACCAUCAGCGCCACAGGGAGUUCAAAUAUUGGUGGCACUCUCUACUGGUACCUUCAGAAACCAGGACAGGCUCCCAAACUUCUUAUAUACAGUGUAUCAACUCUAUACUCAGGAACUCCAUCUCGAUUCAGUGGUAGUAGAUCUGGUUCUCAGUACACUUUAACCAUCAGUGGAGUUCAGGCUGAAGAUGCUGGAGAUUACUACUGUCUUGGCUACCAUGGUAGUGGAGUGUUCACUUUUGGUGGAGGAACCAAACUCAUCAUUCACUCUGGCUCCAUGGUCAGGCCCUCAGUCUCUCUGCUUCCCCCCUCCUCUGAGCAGCUCUCUGGGGGCUCGGCCACGCUGGCCUGCCUGCUGACUGGCUACUCUCCUCAGGGAGCCGUGGUGAGCUGGGAGGUGGACGGUACAGCGGUGACAGAGGGGGUCCUGGACAGCUCAGAGGAGGAGAAGAGCGGACGCUACAGCAGCAGCAGCACCCUGAGCCUGAGCCGGGAGCGCUGGAUGAAAGGAGAGCUGUACUCCUGCAAGGUCCUCCAUCAUGCCCACAGUCAGAUCCAGUCCCUCCGCAGGAGCCAGUGUGAGGGCUAGAAGGGCUGAGUGAAGCCCAGGACAGGAGCUGUGUGUGGGGGGAGCAGGAGGAACACACCUGCUGCUCUCAUCCAUAUGAGUUUUAAUCUUUGUAGAGGAAAGUAAAGCUUUGUGUGACAGAGAACAACACUGCUGCAAAGUGUUGGACAACAACAUCUUAGAGAGUAAUGUGUGGAGCCCAGCAGCUGGAUGUGAGUGUGCUUAAUAACUGUCUGACUGAUGUUUUUGCUAAUAAAGCUUCAACUGAUACAUGA
Messenger RNA from Lates calcarifer (barramundi perch), 1031 nucleotides. Its product is annotated as Ig kappa chain V region Mem5. Bases 73 to 777 code for a protein of 234 amino acids. The transcript is spliced from 4 exons. Lineage: Eukaryota; Metazoa; Chordata; Actinopteri; Centropomidae. The record is from RefSeq and is a predicted model, not a curated record. Gene Ontology annotation, biological process: immunoglobulin production; immune response.